AUUCAAGAUGGAGAACAUCUUUGACCACUAUGAUCUGUUGGAGGUGAUGGAAGGAACAGAGAAGCGCCCCGAGAACGACCCGGAGAAGAGCCCGUGGGUGCGGAAGAGCGCACAAGGCUAUCUUCUACUUGGGCAAGCGUUGGGGAGCAGCCAAAUCCGUCACAUCAAGCCUUUUCAGCGUGAACCAGCAAAGGGACCAAAGGCAUGGGCUGCUCUCAAGGGUGUACAGGCUCCAAGAACAGCAGCGGUGGCUAAGGUUUUGUAGUGGCAAAUGGCGGCACUUCGAUUUGACGAAGGCGAACGGGUGGAGGAAGGAGUGCAGAAAUUCUUUGACUUGAUGACACGGCUCGAAGGAGGUGACCUGAACUACAGUGACCUUCACAAGAAGACCAAGCUACUGGCCAUACUUCCGGACUCAUGGUCCUUGCUCAUCAUCAACCUAAAUCGAGUUCUGCCCCGCCUCUCGCUCGAAGCUGUGAAGCGGGAAAUAGUACAAGAAGAUUUCCGUCGUCGCGAAUUGGCGGUCCCGAUAGUGCCAGAGUUGCAAGCAUGGGUCGUGGGCAUGACCGUGGAAGGGGUAGAGGGCGAGAAGGCAGAUUUGGUAGCAAUAACUUCAAUGGAGGCCGUGGAAAUGGACGAUAUGGCAGCAACAACAACAAUAAUGGCUACGGGCGUGGGCGCGGUCGAUUUGAUGGCGAAUGCCACUUUUGCCACAAGACCGGCCACAUGUGGAGAGAUUGCUUUAGAUUGCCCGAUGGAUGGGCCCUUUCUCAAGGCCAAGAGGACAGAGGAGCAAGGGGAGGAAGAGGCAGAGGUCAUGGAGGCUGUGGUGGUCGUGGAAGCGAAGCGGCAAGCAUGAAAGGUGGAGACUACGAGACAGGCCUUAGUGAAGAUCAAUACCCGGGCCAAUUCUUCUUUGUCUCCACGCAAGCGGCAGCUGCAGCAUGUGCUGUGGAAAGCUUUUAGGUCACCGUUCACUCUCUGGAAUUUUGGGUGAUCGAUAGCGGCGCCACCUAUAGCAUAACAACUCGUGCGGACUUGCUCACCAAACUCGAACUGUCGCUGGUCAAGCAUGUUACAUCAGCUUUGGGACAGCGAGCAGAGUGAAAGGCAUGGGCAAGGCCAUAUUCAAGGGUGCUGAUGGGAAGAUGGUGGGCCUCAAGAACGUGCUUUGGGUGCCCAACCUUGCAGCCAACCCGAUUUUCGUGUGUCGUUUACAAAAGGCCGACAUGGACACAUCUUCCAAGGGAUCCAAAACUUAUACCGCGAGGCUUGGUGGGCAGAUGGUUUGGGACCUUUAUAAGGACAAGGACAUCUACAAUAAGAUGUGUCAAAUCCCAGUGGUCCCCAUGCCAAAGGAGAGGCAAGGGGCAGCAAGCGUCAGCACAAAGACUAAAGCAGUUGGUGGCGG
This is a messenger RNA of Closterium sp. NIES-67, 1411 nucleotides long. The record is from the annotation of a GenBank genome assembly. Lineage: Eukaryota; Viridiplantae; Streptophyta; Zygnematophyceae; Desmidiales; Closteriaceae.